Prionailurus viverrinus (fishing cat) is the source of this 2510-nucleotide messenger RNA. RefSeq names its product SH3 binding domain protein 5 like (gene SH3BP5L). Bases 532 to 1713 code for a protein of 393 amino acids. NCBI's taxonomy places the organism in Eukaryota, Metazoa, Chordata, Mammalia, Carnivora, Felidae. Gene Ontology annotation, molecular function: protein kinase inhibitor activity. Gene Ontology annotation, cellular component: cytoplasm. Gene Ontology annotation, biological process: intracellular signal transduction; negative regulation of protein tyrosine kinase activity. The transcript is spliced from 7 exons. The record is from RefSeq and is a predicted model, not a curated record.
UCUCGGCCCAGUAGCUUUUGGUUGUACUAGCUAGCUUGUUGCGGGGAGGGAGGGGGAAGAUUGUUUGCAGUGAAGGAGCUCAGUGUACGGGAAGGUAAACUGAGCUCCCCAGAGACUGUCAUCCCGCAGCCUCGGUUCGGGCCCAGCCUUCUCUCUCCAGUUGCCACCACAGCCUGGAGGCGCCUGCCUCCGCCCUCCCGAAUGGUGCUACUCUUCGAAGGCCUCGGCCCAGGAUCCAAACCCCCUUUGCCCCCUGCCUCGGAGCGGUUGCUCCGGGUUUCUCCUGGUGGACUCCUCGCGACGGGGACGGAAGAACUUUUGCACCGACAAGGCUGUAGCUCUAGGAACCCCGCUGACAACGUGAAUCUUGGCCUCUAACCCAGUGUGAGGUCAUUCCUGUGUCCCUUUUGACACCCUUUGAGAAGAGAAACUCUUCUUGUUACCUGGAGCCCGGGAAGCCCCAAGCUGGGGCCCUGGUCCCACCAUGUCAGUCCUCUCUUGUGCAUAGGGCUGUGCCCUCUCCCCAUUAGCAUGGCUGAAUUCAGGCAGGUUCCAGGGGGGCGGGAGACCCCGCAGGGGGAACUUCGGUCUGAGGUUGUAGAGGAUGAAGUCCCUCGGAGCCCGGUCGCAGAGGAGCCGGGAAGAGGUGGAAACAACAGCAGUGAGACCAAAUUGUCUCCAAGAGAGGAGGAAGAACUGGAUCCUCGAAUACAGGAGGAGCUAGAGCAUCUCAACCAGGCCAGUGAGGAGAUCAACCAGGUGGAGCUGCAGCUGGAUGAGGCCAGGACCACCUACCGAAGGAUCUUGCAGGAGUCAGCAAGGAAGCUCAACACACAGGGCUCCCACUUGGGGAGCUGCAUCGAGAAGGCCCGGCCCUACUAUGAGGCUCGGCGGCUUGCUAAGGAGGCCCAGCAAGAGACACAGAAGGCAGCGCUGCGGUAUGAGCGGGCCGUGAGCAUGCACAAUGCUGCCCGGGAGAUGGUGUUUGUGGCUGAGCAGGGUGUCAUGGCUGACAAGAACCGGCUGGACCCCACAUGGCAGGAGAUGCUCAACCAUGCCACCUGCAAGGUGAAUGAGGCAGAGGAGGAGCGGCUUCGUGGUGAGCGGGAACAUCAGCGGGUGACUCGGCUGUGCCAGCAGGCUGAAGCUCGGGUCCAGGCCCUGCAGAAGACUCUCCGGCGGGCCAUUGGCAAGAGCCGCCCCUACUUUGAGCUCAAGGCCCAGUUCAGCCAGAUUCUGGAGGAGCACAAGGCCAAGGUGACAGAGCUGGAGCAACAGGUGGCCCAGGCCAAGACUCGCUAUUCAGUUGCCCUGCGCAACCUGGAGCAGAUCAGCGAGCAGAUCCAUGCCCGGCGCCGGGGCCAGCCCCCUCAUGCCCCUGGCCAGCGGCGCUCCUCCCCUGUGGGGGCAGAGGCCGGGCCUGAUGGUGGCGAGGAUGGAGACAGUGGUAUCAUAGAAGGGGCUGAAGGCGGGGUGCUGGAGGAGGGCAGUAGCCUGGGGCCUGGCCCUGCCCCUGACACAGACACACUGAGCCUGCUGAGCCUACGCACAGUGGCCUCAGACCUGCAGAAGUGUGACUCUGUGGAGCACCUGCGGGGCCUCUCAGACCACACCAGUCUGGAUGGCCAGGAGCUGGGUUCCCGGAGUGGGGGGCGCUGGGGCAGUGAUGGCGGGGGCCGUGGGGGCCGCCACCAGCGCAGCAUCAGCCUGUAGUUCAUGCUCAGGGUGGCUGGUUCCUACCACCAUUGGCCCAUGUAGGGCUCCAAGCUCCCUGUCCUCAGGUCCUUGCUUCCCUUGGAGAGGUCAGGUUGGCUCUUGUCUCUGGUGAAUUUCUCUCCCUCCUCCCCCAGUUCUUUGCAGGUGGCAGCUCUCUUUGCCUUACCCCCUCAGAAGGCUUUUUCUAUGGCUCUCACAUUUGCCCUCCCCCUGCUAGCUCCUCUUGGUCUGAUGUUCUUUCUGCUUUCCUUCCAUCUGUCUGGCUUUCCCCUCAGGGAACUUGGUCUAGAAGGUACAGGGUAGCCCACUGGAGAAGGUGGAUGUGGGACCUGAGUUUUGACAUCUUGGCCCCCUGGUUUGAGGCAAUAGACAGGUGUCCCUCCCACCUCCCCAUCUCCCAAGGGGGCCUAGGGAUGCUACAGAGCCUCUGUCCUAGCCUGCCUGUAUGUAAUCUGUAAAAUGCACUGUAGGACUGUGUGCCUCUGGAAAACACUACACAUCCCUGCAGUGCUCCCUUCUCAUUACCUAAGCCACUUUGCUGUGUGUGCCACAAAGAAGGACUUGAAGGGUACCAGUGUCAGAGAAGGUGAAACCCAACCCCACUGUCCACGUAGAGGACACCACCUCCAGACAGGCUCCCAUGUGCAUGUUGUUUCCCCAGCUGAGCUGGGCCAUUAACAUUGCCAAGGUGCUAGUGGGUCUCUAGCAGGGUCCAUGUUGGGGGGUGGAGACAUAAUGAGGUCCUGAUGGUUGAGGCCUUCGCGGUUCCUGCUGCAGAGUUGGGUUUACUUUUU